This is a messenger RNA of Verticillium dahliae VdLs.17, 1953 nucleotides long. RefSeq lists its product as uncharacterized. The record is from RefSeq and is a predicted model, not a curated record. The transcript has 4 exons. The coding region runs from base 1 to 1953 and encodes 650 amino acids. NCBI's taxonomy places the organism in Eukaryota, Fungi, Ascomycota, Sordariomycetes, Glomerellales, Plectosphaerellaceae.
AUGCCGGUUGCCGUUGGCUGCAAGCGCGAACUGCCAUUUCUCCAGAGGAACCUGGCUCGUGGCCUCAAAACGUCACGGGACAUGGGAAACGUUGCCUCUGUCGCCCGCAACCUCGCUGGAGACUCGUGCCAUGAGCCCCUCGGUCCUGGCGGCCGCGAGCUGCGUCCCCACAAACGUCGCCGCGUCGACUCACCCGCCGAUGAGGCCAUGCUGAUCGCCAACGCCAAAGCCAACGCAAAGUCGAACGCCAUGGUCCCCUUGCUCGAGGAUCAGCUGUUCGUCGCCACCGACGUCGGGCCCGUCCAGCGCACCCUGCGCGUCGACGUUUUGAGAAUUGUCCACAAAGACCUCCUCAGGGCCGCUGGCCCCGGCGAGUGGCCGCCCCUGGGCCUCGUCCCCAGCGCCGCCGAUGCAACAACGCCUGCCCCUCGCCCUGGCACCAACUAUCGGAACUGGGUAUUGGCAGGAGAGUUGUCCGACUUGUUCAGCAAAAAGCGGUCCAUGGUGGAUUUGAAGCUGAGAAAGUCGCCCGUCAGACUAACGCCGACCGACUAUCUCAUCGACAUCGAUGCCGGCUGGUCUACCGGGUUUGAUGCAGGUGGCAUGAAGCCUCUGGAGAAGGCCGUCGAGUCCUCCAUCCGAGCCGAAGGCACCCCCCCGCGGGCUCUGACGAGGCCACGCGGCGUUGACGACGACGUCGCAAUGCAGAGACCUGGCUCGGUCAACGGCGUCCACAAUAUUGAAAUCCCGGAUGACGAUGACGAUGAGCCUGAUGGCGAAGGCACACCAAAUCGGUCUCUUCGGACCCGGGGCAACAAGCAAAACUACAACCUGAAAGACUUGAGUGACAAAGCCCUUGGAAGGAAUAAAAAGCGACGCAAGAGGAAAAGUUUGCCGACGGUCGGAGAUGAAACAGGAAAAGUCUGCUACGACCUGCCCGCAGAACAGGUCAACUUGGAAGACUUCCAAUGCAUAACGUGCGGCCAGUCACACAUGACGCUUGCCGACCUACAGGCGCAUCUAGAGCACCGGCACCCCGAAUAUGACUACGUCUGCGACCCGCAUGCCAAAAGCAUCCAUUUCCAGGUCGUGCAUCGCAUAGAGGCCUUUUCUUUUGACGAAGAUGGCACCUACGAGCUCAAAAAGACUGUCAAGGGCUUCCAGUUUGGUCAAAACAGCAAUAGUGACGAAUCUUGGCUCAAGUCAACGUUUGGGCUUCCAAAAAGUAGUGCGCUUGCUGAAACGCACGUGAAGAACUCUCCAGCCAACGGACCAUCUUCCGAAGUGGUCAAGAGGAAGGGCAAAGUCAUCACGGUGCCAUACACCAAACAGCAGCUUUUCGACCCCGUCAGCCGGAUGCCGCUGGAGCCGGGCAAGCCGUUUAUCAGGCACAAACCCGACGACAGAUGGCUCACGCAGUGGCACCGAGAUGCCAUUGAAGACUUUUCGGACAUUCCAUUCCACGAAAGGGAGUUUAUGACCACAUGGGACGAGUUCAUGCUCACCCAGCGCAUCUCCUCGGACGUGUACCUACCGAGCUCAUGGCUGGCUUUCCUCCGACACAAGGCCGAGUGGCUAGUUUGCUCCGAGUCUCGCAUGAUUGAGUUCGGCAAACAUAUAUCCUACCUUAUCGCGCGGGAUGCCCUGAAUGACCAGACAAUCAAGCAGGGCUUCCAGAUUAUCAGUGCAGCGAAGCUCGCGCUGCAGAACUCGGGGGCCAGAAUGCAACAACACGCAUCGCCUGUAGAGUCUCCACCGCGCAAAAGCGCGGCCAACUGCCAGACAUGUGCGAGACAGAUACUGGGGCCUAGGCUGCUUCUGUGUGCGAAUCCCAAUUGCAAAAAACCAGCGUUUCAUCGUGAUUGCGUCAAGCGCGACGCGCGCAUGGACGUCGAGGAUCCAGCCUGGCUCUGCAACGUCUGUAUCGAUAUACCAGCAGAGCAGCAGAUUUAG